This is a messenger RNA of Jaculus jaculus (lesser Egyptian jerboa), 962 nucleotides long. It is a transcript of the gene Smim5, whose product is annotated as small integral membrane protein 5. NCBI's taxonomy places the organism in Eukaryota, Metazoa, Chordata, Mammalia, Rodentia, Dipodidae. The record is from RefSeq and is a predicted model, not a curated record. The transcript has 4 exons. The coding region runs from base 218 to 454 and encodes 78 amino acids.
AGGAGCUGGUGGUGAAAGGUGCUGGGGGAGAAGCAGUGGGACAGGAAAGUGGCAGCGCCUGGGAAGGAAGAAGAGGCACGCAGAGCUCCAGGAAAGAAAUUCAGUUGCAUGCCAGCUGGUAGCAGAGUUCCUGAAAAACUGUCUGGGAGCCGGAGGUGGUGGCACACACCUUUAAUCCCAGCACUCGGGAGGCAGAGACCACAGGAGCCCCAGCAACAUGGCAGUCAGUGACUUGGAGCAGGAGGUGCGCUCUGUGGGUGAGAGGCUGCUGCUGAAGUUGCAAGGACUGCCCCAGGCAGAGCCUGUGGAGCUUGUGGCCUUCUCCAUCCUCGUCAUUUUCACAGGUACUGUCUUGCUGCUGCUGCUGAUAGCCUGCAGCUACUGCUGCGCACACUGCUGCUGCCCCGAGCGGAAAGGCAGGAGGGUCCAGGUGCGGCCCAUGUCUCCCCCAUGAGGGACAGGAGCAGUGAGAUGCCCGCAAAGAAGGUGGACAAGAGUGUUCCAGAGUUGUGACACACAAGCUGUCAGCCUGGCCCUGCGACCCUCACCCCUCUGGACAAAGAUUGCCUGGCCCCAGCUCUGGCCCUGUCAAGGUCCUGGUACAUAAGAAACCAAAGGCUGAUAGAGGCACAAAACUCCAUUUGCCCGUGGACACUGGGUGCUAAGGAAGAGACAACUGUCACAAGCCACUCAGGUCCUCUGCUAAUCUGCACUUUUUAACAAGACAGGGGACUUGUUAAACAAGUUAACAAGAUAGGGGUCCUCAUACUUUUCUGGGGAACAGCACAUACCUGAGGGGUGCCCUUGGUACUCUGCUGAUUUAUUCCAAAGAGAAGCAAACCAAUCAGGGUGACUUUGUGCAAUAUGUACUGGAUCCUAAAACCCCACCAGAAGGGAAAUGUGUCAGUAUUCUAGCAAGAAUGUGCCUGCUUAUUUCCAAGUAAAAGCUUUCUGGUUAUGUG